GUAAAAACAUGUCCCAGGGGAUUUUCCAAGUGUAUGAGUACAACAGCAGUAACACAAGUUGGUGACAUCGGUACUAAACUGAAGGUUAAAGACUGUGCUGCUGACUGUGCAAGUGGAUCCAUGAACCUCAGCAUUAUAAAGAGGUCUUCAGUGUGCUGUAACACAGACCAGUGUAACGUCCAAGACGCUCCAGAUCCCAGAACUGACUCCAAUGGAAAGAAAUGUUACUUUUGUAAUGGGAAGAACUGCUCAAACACAGUGAGCUGUUCAGGGGGUGAAGACCACUGCAUUACAGCAGCAGCGAGUUACGGAGAGCAGUCACUGGUUGUAAAAGGCUGUGUCUCUAAAUCCAUUUGUGAUAGCACAACAUCAGUUGAUGAUGUUCAGAAGAUCUCAUGUUGUUCAGGGAAUCUGUGUAACGGUGUUCAGAGCGUCUCUCAGAGCUUCCUGUUCCUCUGCUGUUCUCUGCUCUCCUUCAUCCUCCUGCACUGAAUCCAGCAGAU
This is a messenger RNA of Carassius auratus (goldfish), 503 nucleotides long. RefSeq names its product prostate stem cell antigen-like. Lineage: Eukaryota; Metazoa; Chordata; Actinopteri; Cypriniformes; Cyprinidae. The transcript is spliced from 4 exons. Bases 34 to 492 code for a protein of 152 amino acids. The record is from RefSeq and is a predicted model, not a curated record.